CUGCUUUGUAUGGCUCUGCAUAGCAUACAAAGCAGUGUGCUUACAGUGGAAAGCACACACACAGCCCCCAUAGUAAAACAGCAUACAGUUACUCCUUUGAUUGCCCCAGAUGUUAACCCCUGCCCAGUGCCAUUAGUACAGUCCAGGGGCGGACUGACAGCUCAUGGGGCCCCCGGGCAAUAGGGGAUCAUAGGGCCCCUAAAUCCUCACCCACACUCAAACCACACCCAAAAAAGCCUAUGAAAGGUACCAGGAGCAUCUCAUGGGGCCCCCUACUGACCCUGGGCCCUCGGGCAGUGCCCGAGUGCUUGAAUGGUCAGUCCGCCCCUGGUAG
Staurois parvus is the source of this 334-nucleotide messenger RNA. NCBI's taxonomy places the organism in Eukaryota, Metazoa, Chordata, Amphibia, Anura, Ranidae. The record is from the annotation of a GenBank genome assembly.